UGACCUCGGUGGUCUGAUGGACCUGGAGUCUCUGUACCGCGGUGUGGAGCAGAGUAUCAACCACACGAGAGCAGGGCGAAUGCGCAGACAGACACUGGACAGGGCCUACAACAUUGAGGUGCUGCUGGGCGUUGAUGACUCAGUGGUCCAGUUUCACGGGAAGGAGGACGUCCAAAAGUACCUGCUCACACUCAUGAACAUCGUGAAUGAGAUCUACCAUGACGACUCUUUGGGAGCAAAGAUCAAUGUGGUGCUGGUGAGGAUUAUCAUGCUGGGCUAUGGCAAGUCCAUGAGUCUGAUCGAACUGGGGAACCCAUCUCAGAGUCUGGAAAACGUGUGUCGCUGGGCCUUCCUGCAGCAGAAGCAGGACACAGGGGACACCGAGUAUCACGACCACGCUAUCUUCCUCACACGACAGGAAUUUGGCCCCACGGGAAUGCAGGGUUAUGCCCCAGUGACAGGCAUGUGUCACCCUGUGAGGAGCUGCACUUUGAACCACGAGGAUGGAUUCUCCUCUGCCUUCGUGGUGGCACACGAGACCGGACACGUGUUGGGGAUGGAGCACGACGGCCAGGGGAACCGCUGUGGAGAUGAGGUGCACAUGGGCAGCAUCAUGGCUCCACUGGUGCAAGCUGCCUUCCACCGCUUCCACUGGUCCAGAUGUAGCAUGCAAGAGCUGGGACGCUACCUGCAGUCCUAUGACUGUCUCCGUGACGACCCCUUUGACCACAACUGGCCGUCACUGCCGCAGCUCCCUGGUUUGCACUACUCCAUGAACGAACAGUGUCGCUUUGACUUUGGUGUGGGCUACACGAUGUGCACCGCGUAUCGCCCAUUUGACCCAUGUAAGCAGCUGUGGUGCAGCCACCCAGACAAUCCCUUCUUCUGCAAGACCAAGAAAGGACCACCCAUUGAUGGCACCAUGUGUGGCAAUGGGAAGCACUGCUUUAAAGGUGAAUGCAUCUGGUUGACCCCUGACAUCAUAAAGCAAGAUGGAAACUGGGGUUCGUGGAGUGAGUUUGGCCAGUGCUCCCGCACCUGUGGUGGAGGAGUACAGUUUCGCACACGUGACUGUGACAAUCCAAGACCAGCCAACGAGGGCCGUAUCUGUGUUGGGGCGACUUACCAGUUUCAGAUAUGCAACUCUGAAGAAUGCCAGGAUAUCUACAGUGACACGCGGGAGGAGCAAUGCCACGCUUGGGACCCUCGCUUUGAACUCCACAGCAACAAGCACCACUGGUUGCCUUAUGAACACACAGACCCUAACAAACGCUGCCACCUGCACUGCCAAUCCAAGGAGACUCGGGAUGUGGUCUUCAUGCAGAGAAUGGUCCUGGAUGGCACACGGUGCUCAUACAAGGACCCGCACAGUGUGUGUGUGCGUGGAGAGUGCGAGAAAGUGGGCUGCGACAGUGUGGUCGGCUCCUCAAAGCAGGAAGACAAGUGUGGAGUGUGUGGCGGUGACAACUCCAGCUGCAAAACCUUCAAAGACACCAUCACACGCACGGCCAAGAAACAAGGAUUCCUCAAAGUUCUUGAAAUCCCCAGAGGAGCGAGACACCUCCUGAUCCAAGAGCUUAAAGCAACUUCACACACUUUGGCUGUGAAGAACGUGGCAUCGGGACUGUUCUUCUUGAACGGAGAAAAUGAAUACCCAGAAUCCCACUCGGUCAUAGAGAAGGGCGUGGAGUGGGAAUAUAAGAACGACAACGACAAGGAGACGCUUCAGACCACUGGCCCUCUCAGACAUGGAAUUCUUAUUAUGAUGAAGUUACACGGGGAUGAGGAUGUGAAUUUAUCUUAUAAAUACAUGAUGAACAUGGACAGUGACUCUGCCAUUCUGAACAACAUGCUGGUAGAAGACAGUGCCUACGAGUGGGCGCCAAAGAGAUGGUCCUACUGCUCCAAGCCCUGUGAUGGAGGGAAACAAUACCUGCGAUACGGCUGCAGAAGAAAGGUUGACAGUAAGAUGGUCCACAAGAGCUUCUGUAACAAGUCCAACAUGAAGCCCAGAGGAGACACCCGAGACUGCAACCAGAAGCCCUGCCCUCCGCCCAUCUGGGUGACAGGCGAGUGGCAGAACUGCAGCAAACCAUGUGGAAAGACGGGGAUGCAAAUUCGCUCGGUCAGCUGUGUCCAGCCGUCAGAUGACAACACCACGCGCUCCAUUCACAAUAAACACUGCAACAAUAACCGGCCAGAGGCCCGCAGACCCUGCAACCGACAACCCUGUCCCACCCAAUGGCGAGUCGGACCGUGGUCACAGUGCUCAGUGACAUGUGGCAACGGGACCCAGCAGAGACAGGCUCUGUGCCACACCAGGGACAACAACAUCGGCCUGUGCCUGGACACCGUCAGAGUCUGCCGCUUGGAUCCGUGUCCCAAGGGCUCAUCCGACCUCAACAAGAACGGCAACAUCCUGAUCCAGUGGCUGUCUCGGCCCAACCCCAACUACCCGAAGAUCUCCUCACGUAAAACCUCCCUCUAUAGUUCCCAGCCUGGCCUCCACAGCAGCAGCCGCAGCUGCAUGUCUGUCCUCUGCUGGGCCCUGCCCAUCUCUGUCCUCCUGUCUCUGCAGGGCUGGCCCCGACUGGCCCCCUGACCCGCCCCUCCCCUACGUCCCG
Messenger RNA from Paralichthys olivaceus (Japanese flounder), 2624 nucleotides. NCBI's taxonomy places the organism in Eukaryota, Metazoa, Chordata, Actinopteri, Pleuronectiformes, Paralichthyidae. The record is from RefSeq and is a predicted model, not a curated record.